Lymnaea stagnalis (great pond snail) is the source of this 7578-nucleotide messenger RNA. The record is from the annotation of a GenBank genome assembly. Lineage: Eukaryota; Metazoa; Mollusca; Gastropoda; Lymnaeidae.
GACAUUAACAUCGGUGUGAUACUCUCCAACACACUUAAGAUGUCUGGGAAAGCUUGUUACGAGACCCAGAUAUUCGGCUCCUGGGGCAUCGAGUACCCGGAGGCCGUAGCGUUUGCCGUCCACCAAAUCAACAAUAAUUCAAAUCUACUAUCAAACAUUUCCCUGGGGUUUUACAUCCUAGACGACUGCUCAUCCACAGCAAUGGCCUUGGCACAAGGGCUCAAAUUCGUCCAGCAAAACGAGAAGAGCUAUAACGAUUAUCAUGAAGGGAACUGCGCCACAACGACGUCAGCUACCGGAAGUUUUAACGAUGUGAUCGGCGUGGUGGCACCAAUGACCAGCGUGGCGGCUGUGUCUCUCUCCUACAUCUAUAGCGCCGCAAAAGUUCCCCUCGUUGGCUACAUCACCUCGAGUGAUGAACUGAGCGACAAAACUCUUCACCCGAUCUUUAACAGAGUCAUUGGACCUGACAAAUUCCAAGCCCAAGCGAUUCUUGAGUUCAUUUCCCACAUGGGGUGGUCCUACAUUUCCGUCAUCUAUUCCCUGGGACCUUACGGGGAGAGGGCGUUCGACACAAUCAAGGCAACAGCGGCAAUUCUUAAAAUAUGCAUCGCAACGUCACACCGAGUCAGUGACAUGGAUGACACAGACCCCGUCGCUCGGAGUUUGCUUACCGUCCCCAGGGUGCAUGUUGUCAUCUUAUUUGCGGAGGAAAUUCCAAUAAAACAUCUGCUGGUGUCAAUGGAGAAAUAUAACGGCAAGGGACGAUUUAUUUGGAUCGUGAGUGACUCUUUUUCCAUAGCGAGCAAAGAGUCCAUCGCCCAGCACAAGGAUAUAUUAAAAGGCGCAUUCACAUUUUUCUUUAAUGCUUCACUGGUUCCAGAGUUCUACGAGUACAUCAGUAAACUAAACCCCGAGACGUCCACCAACCCAUGGAUGAUGCAAGCCUGGGAGGAUCUGACAAGCUGUUCGUUUCUUCGUGGAACUUGUGAUCCGAAGGCCGACAUACUACGGCAACCUUUGUUUGAAUUUAUGCUCACGCCGGCGCUACUCAUGGACGCUGUGAACACAAUAGCCUACGGCGUGCAUGGUUUAAUUCGAGACGUGUGUCUCGGUGCAAACGUCUCCGAAAUCAGUGAAUGCGUCAGAGGACAUGAUUUAACGGGGUAUAUCCGAAAUGUCACUUUUCGUGGCUACACGGGAGACAUAAAAUUUGAUCAAAAUGGUGACAUCUUAGGGAAGUACGUCAUUUCUCAGCUGGUUUAUGAUACCGUGGAUACACCACUCGGAUACGGCGAUACCAACUCGUCAAGGGUCGUGGGACUCGUUGCGAAACAUGUUGCAACUUACGACCGGUCUACGGAGCACAUAUCGUUCACGGAGAGGAAAAUCACCUGGGAUCAUCUGAUAAAGCAAAACCGAUUGGUACCAUUGGAAAUAUCAGAAAAAGACUCGGGAAUUCCCGAAUCGGUGUGCAGUCGACCGUGCGUUGUCGGUGAGUACAAGAUCCCGAAACAGCUUGAAUGCUGCUGGGAGUGCAGAUUAUGUCGAGACAACGAGAGAAUCGCUGACAAUAGAACUAGCUGCGAACCCUGUGAGCUCUUCACCUGGCCCGACCCGAACACAGAUUACACCUCGUGCAGCCCCAUCCCGCUGUCGUUCCCUCCAGUGUCCAGCACGUUGUCCGUUUUGCAAAUUUGCUUCGCGUUCCUCACCAUAGCAGUGACGUUAAUCGUCUGUGGCGCCUAUUAUUUUUACCAAGAGUCGCGUGUCAUUAAAGCGUCCAGUAGGGAGCUGAGUGUCCUCCAGCUUGCGGCCAUCCUCCUCGGUUAUCUAACGGUCAUCUGCUUCCAGGUGGAGCCAUCUGGUCCACUGUGCAGUAUGGUCUAUUUCCUGUUCUGUCUGAGUUUCGACUCGCUCUAUGCUCCAUUGCUUGUCAAGAGUGUCAGGAUCUAUCGAAUUUUUCAGAGUGGCUCCACCAACACAAAGUCGCUGAUAUUCACCAGUCCAAAGUCUCAAAUGUUCAUAGCAUUCCUCAUAAUUUCAGUCCAGGUAAAAUAUUCGUUUUUUUAAUAAGAAAAUGUAUAAUAAUGAAUAAUCUAAUUCAUCAAACCAAACACAAUGUCAUUGAUAACAUUAUUCAAAUUCAUUCUCUAAAGUUUGCUUUCAUCCAUAUCGGUGCUCAUUUGUAAUCACAUUAUCAUAUUUAUGCAUUUUACUUUCUUUCUGGCAGCCUCUGUCAAUUGCAUAUUCUUAAAGGUAUUUUCUUCAAAGUUUUCCAACGAGACCAUCAGUCUUCCCCUCCAAACAACCUCCUCCGCGUACUCUCUCUGUCCCCAAGACUCGCAAAACACAUAGGUGAACGAUCUUUCUCUUUCUGUGCCCCCAAACAAUGGAAUUUUCUUCCACUACACAUCCGCAAUAUACCGACCACCACAGCCUUCAAAACUGCACUCAAACAUAUCUCUUAAAACUCUACUAUCCUGACUGAUUCCCCCUCUGACCGAUAAACGAUGCUGCUUUGUGCCGUCCAUGGCUUGACAUGUAAAUAGUUCUGGAAUGGGUUUUGUGAAUAUACAUUUGUUUUGUUUUAUUUAAUUAAUGCAUGUUAAUUUUUAAGUUCCUGAAUAUGUUUGUUAAAUUGUAUGUACAACUCAGUGAGACCAGCCCUAGGCUGGGGUUCCGCUCUGUAUAAAAUUGCUAAUAAUAAUAUAAAAAUAAGUUGAUAUAUUCUUUCCAACUCUUCCAAGACUGUAUUCUCACUUUAAAACUCAAUAGUUAUUUUUAACUCAAAAAGGCAUUUUUUAAGACUGAAAAAAAAAAUGUGUACGAUGAAUUACAAAAACAAAUUUCCAUUUAUUUGGAUCAUUAAAUAUUUCUUAUCUUAUCUACAAGUUGACAUCUUCCUUCUAUCAACCAAAACUCAUUUAUGGUUCCAGUUCCAUCAUAAGUUGACAAUUCGCUUCUAUUAACAACAAUUUUCUACAUUUCUAGUUUUCAUAAAUCGUACAAUUAGACCUAGAUAUAAGAAUGAGCUAUGCUGACCGAAACACCAAAGAACCGAAAAUAUUUAGAUAUAUUCAGGUUCUUAAAAACAAUCAUGGUUAUUUUCUAUUAUUUUACGGUAAUCAAAUAAAUUUAUUUGCGAAAAAAUAAAAUAAAUACGCUUUUAUUUUAGUAAAAGUUUAAAUAUUAUUAUUAUUAAUUAAAAAUACAUUUAACGUAAAAACUAAGGAACUCUUUUAAGCAUUUUAUCCGAAAUUAAAAGUUAUGAAAAAAAAAUUAAAAAUUAUGAUCUAAGAAUUACAUGGUAAUCCCAAUUAUCGGGAAAACCCAAACAUCUGUUGUUUUAGUGCGUUUUUAGUGCACUGUUAAUAUUGCGAAUAAAAUUAAAAUUAAUUUGUUUUCAAUAAAUGCGCAAAUGACAUCAUAGCGCAAAUCGCUUAUGUUAGCUAAACUCUUAAAUGUCUAUGAUUUAAUAAAAGCGCGUUACAAAACUAAUAAUGUAUUUUCCUCGUCUUAAAAGUAAAAUUAAUAAAUAAAAUUGAUUGAUUUUUAAAUUCUUAAUAAAACACACAGACCUUUCAGCUUUGUAUUUUUAACAUUUAAUAAGUUUUUAUUUUUUUAAUUCCAAAAAAUAUACUUUUAUUUAAUUUAUGACGUAAUAAAAACUUAACUUUUAAAUAUACUUCUAAAAAGAAAAUGCCGUUUAAAUCAUGUAGGAGCCAGAAUAAAUAAUAAAUAAUUUAAUCUUGGCCGCUAAAAAUAUAGAAGAAGAAGAAGUCAAUGAUAGCAGCGAAACUCCAUAUCCAAAUAGCAUUCACUAAUCCCCUUAUAACUCAUCCAAAUAAGAACAAACCAUAUGAACUGCAAAAUAUGUUAGUUUUGGGUAUGGACGGGACUACAAUACGGUGAAAAAUUUAUUACUCUUAUUUAAAUCCCCUGGGGUUGGUCGUUUUGCCCCACACAGCACAAGAUAUGUCUCAAAAUAAAGGAAUGAAUUUGAUAACUAAUUAACCUUCUUGGGUACAUACAUAUCGGAGGUUGGAAAUAGAAUGUGUAUAUUCUUAAGUGGCUAACAAUAUAUUUAAAUCCUAUGGUAUUACAUUUGUAAAAAAAAGAGGUGUUACAUUCUCUUUUUAAAAAUAAAAAUAUGUUUACCAAUUAAGAAAAUUAAUGCUGUUAAUAAAACUUUGGUACAUUUAUAUAAAAAUACCUAUGAAUAUCAAAACCCAAUUAUUUUACACACUUGAAAAUUUAAUUUUGAAAACUGGAUAAGGUUUAAUAUUUUCUUUUAAAAAAAUGAAAAUAUAUUUUUGUCUUUACGUUGCGAAAUGUAAAGUGGGUGUUUAUUUUUAUGAGAUUAACAAACAAAAUUUUUUAAGACACUCAAUACUUAGAGACGUGAAAAACGUUUGCAAGAAUCUUCUUUAGAUCAAAGAAUUCUUUGUUUUACGAUUUUCAGAUAAUGUAUAAUUUAAAAAAUAAAGCAAACGUGUGUCUAAGGUUUUGAUAAAGAUAUCCUUUAAUAUAAAAAAUAUUUAUAUCAUAUAUAGUUUUUUUUGGGUUGUAAAUUUAAGAUAAGUUUUCACAAUUUUUAGAGAAAAAGAGCAUGAAAAGGGGUUAAUCCAAAGUAUUUCUCUAGCGUAGAAAUGGUCCCUAAAUUAACUUCUUUAAUGACAAAAAUGUUAUAAUUAGUGAUAAUUUAGAUUGGGUAAUUUAAGCUCAUGUUUAGAAAAGGGGGGGGGGAGUAGUUUAUGGGCGUGAAAGGGAGUAGGGUAGUCAUAUAAUAUAGAGCAGAUAAACACUUCUCAAUCCUUAAUAAUGUUUGAAACGUAAAUGGAUAGUUCUUUUUAAAGUUAGGAAUUGUGAUGAGUUUUGAGGGGCUCAUUCUGGCUCCUGGUUUAAAUUCAGAGUUUGCCUUCUCUUAGAUGGGUUGCCCGUCCAAGGCUAUCGAGUCCCAACUACCCGGAGUGCUUGGGAUGUUGGCUUUGGUGGGGAUUGAACUACAGACCACCAACUAUUUGGUUUGAAACAGUUUAGACCGCUCGGCCACCCAGCACUCAUAAAGACACUUAUGGAACCCUCCAACUAAUUAUGGGGGACGGCAUUAAAACCUCUAAGGUCCUCAGGUGUAGUGCUGGUCCAAAAAGGUCGAGAGACUUGUUGGGUGCUUGUGCAUUUAUUUCUUUAUUUUUAUUGGGUUAUGCUAAACGUCCAUUGUCGUCCAAAUACAGACGGCAUCAAGUAGAAUACAGAACAGGACUAAAGAGCCCUGAUAUUAUCAAAUAGACCCUGAUUCGUACGGUAAAUGGGCUUAAUAUUGCGUACUGUCAUGUGAAAAGUGCAAAUCUCUGUCAGUUCUGAUGUACUUUGAAAUUUAACAUUGAUACAAAUAAGCCUUAAAUUAAGCGGUGCAACAAUCAUAUUUCAGAUUGAAUGGUGUUACAAUCAUAUUUCAGAUUGAAUGGUGUCACAAUCAUAUCUCAGAUUGAAUGGUGUUACAAUCAUAUCUAAGAUUGAAUGGUGUUACAAUCAUAUUUCAAAUUAAAUGGUGUAACAAGCAUAUAUCAGAUUGAAUAGUUUAAAAAUCAUUUCUCAGAUGGAAUGGUGUUACAAUUAUAUUCAGAUUGAAUGGUGCAAUAAUCAUAUCUCAGUUUCAAUGGUGUGACAAUCAUAUCUCAGAUUGAAUGGUGUACCAAUCAUAUUUCAGAUUGAAUGAGGUUUGAAGGUUAUCUCGAUUAUGUAUUUUUAUUAUCACAAUUUGUACUGAAAUGCGUGGAAAUCUCACCGUGAAGUAUUACAAUCUUACAUCUCAACAAGCAGUGUUACAAUAUUACCUCUCACUGAGCAGUGUUACAAUCGUACCUCUCACCAAGCAGUGUUACAAUCGUACCUCUCACCGAGCAGUGUUACAAUCGUACCUCUCACCAAGCAGUGUUACAAUCGUACCUCUCACCGAGCAGUGUUACAAUCUUACCUCUCACCGAACAGUGUUACAAUCUUACCUCUCAUCGAGCAGUGUUACAAUCGUACCUCUCACGAGCAGUGUUACAAUCGUACCUCUCCCCGAGCAGUAUUACAAUCGUACCUCUCACCGAGCAGUGUUACAAUCGUACCUCUCCCCGAGCAAUAUUACAAUCUUACCUCACACAGAGCAAUGUUACAAUCGUACCUCUCACCGAGCAGUGUUACAAUGUUAACUCUCAUCGAGCAAUGUUACAAUCUUACCUCUCAUUAAGCAGUGUUACAAUAUUACCUCUCACAUAGCAGUGUUAAAAUAGAACUCUCGCUGAGCAGUGUUAAAUCUUACCUCUCACAUAGCAGUGUUAAAAUAGAACUCUCACUAAGCAGUGCUACGAUCUUACCUCUCAUUAAGCAGUGUUACAAUCUUACCUCUCACUGAGCAGUGCUACAAUCUUACCUCUCAUUAAGCAGUGUUACAAUCUUACCUCUCACGGAGCAGUGUUAAAAUAGAACUCUCACUGAGCAGUGUUACAAUCUUACCUCUCACAGAGCACUGUUACGAUCUUACCUUUCACCGAGCAGUCUUACAAUCUUACCACUCACAGAGCAGUGUUACAUUCUUACCUCUUAAUGAGAAUUGUUAAAAUUUUACCUCUCACCGUUCAGUUUUACAAUCUUACCUCUCACCAGCAGGGUUACAAUCGUACCUCUCACUGAACACUGUUACAAUCGUACCUCUCACAGAGCAGUGUUACAAUCUUACCUCUCAAAGAGCAGUGAUACGAUAUUACUUCUCACCCAGGAGCUCUACAAUCUUACCUCAGAUUAUUCCUCUUUCAAAUAGAACUCUACUCGUUUUUAUUAUAUUCUAUUUAGAUUCCUUUGACAGGGUCAUUUUCAACUGAUGAUGUAGAUGGCACCGAUGUAACAUUUCAACUGAUUAUUAUUAAGACGGUACCGCUGUAACAUUUAGACAACUAAAUAGUACAACACGAGUAAAUCGGUUAUGAGGUGGUGGUCAGUGGUAUAACGGUGCUUGAAAGAGCGAGAAUAUUGAGUGUCAAUGUGUGAGAACCAUUCCGUUUUGGAAAAUCUAGUUUGCUCUUUUUAAGCUUAUUUAACUCUGCUCCUCACCUCGGAACGAUCCGUAGCAGAAAAUCUAAACUCAAGAAUUAAUUACAAAAGUUAAAAUUGAUAUUUUUUGUACUAAUUGGGUUCGUUUCUCCUUGUUCACAGGUUGCCCUUUGUAUUGUGAUAUAUUUCAUGUACCAACCCACCGCCCGGAAAACCCAACCCGUGACAACCGAGAAAUUCGUCGAGCUCACCUGUGACAUGACGCUACCCGGCCUGGCCUCGUUCCUGGCCUACAACCUCGUUCUGGUCUUGCUGUGCUCACUUUUUGCCUUCAAGACAAGGAAACUUCCUGACAACUUCAACGAAUCAAGAUUCAUUUCUAUGUGCGUGUCCACCACGCUGGUCAUCUGGUUGGCAUUUAUUCCAACCUACUUUACAGCGGGCCGCGAGUUUGUCCGCGUCCUUCUGCUAUCAUUGGCCCUCCUGCUCAACCACACCGUGGCUCUAGUGUUUCUCUUCUUGCCCAAGAUCUUCGCA